AUGGAUUCACCGACCAAGGUUAUGGCCGACGCUGGACCCGUUGGUUUGGGCGCGAUCCUGAUCAAGGAGCAGCACGGGAUCCACAGAGUUGUCAGUUAUGCCAGCCGAAGUCUGACUCCGGUUGAGCGACGAUAUUCACAGACCGAAAAGGAGGCGCUCGGUCUAGUGUGGGCGUGCGAGAAAUUUCACCCAUUGAUAAGAAAGGAGGACAUUCGUAAGGAAGAUAACAUCGAAAACGAGACCGAGGAUUACGUGCGAUUUGUCGCGAUAAGCGCCACUCCAAGGGCGGUCAAUACUCACGAAAUAGAAAGAGCGUCAGCUGAGGACGAUGAUUUGUUUGAGGUCAGAAAGUGUUUGGACACUGGGCGCUGGGAUGGUUGUGACAACCGCUACUAUGAGGUGGAGAUCAUGAAAUCCACCACCGCUGAUAAGACUAUAAAUGUAUUCAGGAAAGUGUUUGCGCGACACGGACUUCCUAUAAAACUCUAUAGUGACAACGGUCCACAGUUCAUAGCAUAUGAAUUUAAGGCAUACAUGGACGAAUGUGGUAUCGAUCACCACAAGGCCAUUCCAAAGUGGCCACAGGCGAACGGUGAAGUUGAGCGGCAGAACCAAUCCCUUGAAAAACGAAUGAAAAUCGCACAAGCUCAAGGAGGAGAUUGGAAGAUAGAAAUAUUGAAGUACAUCGCAGCUUAUCGAGCUAAGCCACACCCAUCCACUGGCCAAAGCCCUGCUGAGCUCCUGUUUGGCAGAAAGUUAAGGACGAAGAUUCCGGAGUUGGGACAUGGCGUAGGCGAUGACCUUGAGAUACGAGAUCGAGAUGCUGAGCUGAAAGGGAAGGCAAAGCUGUACGCAGAUAAACGUUGGAACGCAUCGGAAUCCGACAUUAAGGUGGGAGAGAUGGUAUUCGUCAAGCAAGAUCGGAUGAACAAAAUGGACACGCCAUUUCGACCGGGGCCGUACACUGUAGUUCGAAAGACGGGAAGCAAAGUUACCGUGGAGUCACCAGCUGGCGUACGUUACGAUCGCAAUCUAUCGUUCAUGAAGCGCUACAAUACGCCUAACAUUACGAUUGAUGACGAGAUCACGGAGGAACCGGAACCUACACAGGUUAACGAGCAACCAACUGUGCAGAAUCGGGCCGACGACACUUCUCGAGACGAAACCACCGGACAUUCCGAAAACACCAGUUGUGGUACAGCAAAGGCCAACAAGGGCUAG
This is a messenger RNA of Lineus longissimus, 1221 nucleotides long. RefSeq lists its product as uncharacterized. Gene Ontology annotation, biological process: DNA integration. The record is from RefSeq and is a predicted model, not a curated record. Gene Ontology annotation, molecular function: nucleic acid binding. Bases 1 to 1221 code for a protein of 406 amino acids. The transcript has 3 exons. NCBI's taxonomy places the organism in Eukaryota, Metazoa, Nemertea, Pilidiophora, Heteronemertea, Lineidae.